Molecule: messenger RNA, 4675 nt
Organism: Pezoporus flaviventris
Lineage: Eukaryota; Metazoa; Chordata; Aves; Psittaciformes; Psittacidae
Gene: SMOC1
Product: SPARC related modular calcium binding 1
Exons: 13
Coding region: 1099-2466 (455 amino acids)
Biological process (GO): extracellular matrix organization
Cellular component (GO): basement membrane
Molecular function (GO): extracellular matrix binding; calcium ion binding; heparin binding
Source: RefSeq, a predicted model, not a curated record
UGUUUUUAUGUUGCUGGUCUUGCAUUUGAUGUAGCCCCUGUUCCCAGCACAUAGCUUUAGGACUUUCCUUUUUUUUAUGUUCUCAAGUAGGGAUUAAAUGAGUCCCAGCAAUAAAGCUGGAUGCCUUCAGCCCAGACUUCUCCCCGUAGGAGUCUAGCUCUGCUUUUUUAAUCUGACAGUGUUUGACUUACUGGGGCUGUUAAUUUCACUUACCCAACUAUUACAUUGCUCUGGGGGAGAACCUAACAUCUUUUCUAAAUAUGGUCCUCCCAGUGAGCUAAUGUUACCGCUGCAGCACCACGACAGAGGAGCACAAGAGCUUUCAAUUAUAAAGCUGCAAAACAGUAGCUGUUCUUCAGCCAAUGCUGCAAUAAAAGCACAGCUCUGGGUAAGCGGAAAAACUUGAUCUCUCUGCAGGCGUGUUGGAUGCAUUGACCAUGUGCAUUCUUAACCCAUCAGUCUGAAACGCUAUGAAAUGUACCUAAUUAACUUACACCAUUGAUGGGCAAGACCAGGAGUCUUUGGAGUCUCUACUCAGCCGAAGUAUAACAAUAAGGGACUUUAGUGCAAUGUUACAGUUCUUUAAUAGAAGUGCUGUUUGACCAUGCUGGUUAUUAAAUGCUUCUCAGAGCUAUGGAAAGUGUACUGGCUGCACUGGUGUCCCUGUGUUCAGCUGUGCUGUGCAGCCUCUUUUAUAGCCAGAUGUGUAACAGCAACUGUUAGAAUGUGGCAGAUCAGAACUAGUGUGUGCCAUAAACUCUUGGAGACCUGUUGUAAAAGAUGGAGAAACAUAGGGGUGCUUAUGCAUGCAUCUGCAUUAUCCGAUAUCAAACCUCAAAGCUGGCAUGAUGCCAGAUAGAGAGGAGCUUUGAGGUGGUAAGUAAGAGUCUGGCUGUAUGACUAUGGCCCCUUACCAGCACUGGCAUCCAAGUGCUUUAAUGAAGAGCAACUGAAACAAAGAACAAAAUAAAAAAAUCCUGUUGGCAGUGCAUAAUUGCACAAUAAGCCUGUCUAUCAAACAGUUUCCAUGUAUGCUGUUUUUAUAUACUGUACUUUACAAGGCAGUUUAAUUGCUCCCUGUGCUGUGUCGUCUUUGGAAUGAGAGCUACUUCAGGAGAGUGGAAAACCAAAUACAGAGGACUACUGAUGUACUUUUUACUUGAAUUUCUCAUAAGCGACCGUGACAGAGACCCUCAGUGUAACCUGCAUUGCUCCAGGUCCCAGUCCAAACCCCUCUGUGCCUCUGAUGGCAGAACAUACGAGUCAAUGUGUGACUACCAGAGAGCCAAAUGCCGGGAAUCAAGUCUGAGCGUGACACAUCGUGGCCGGUGCAAAGAUGCUGGCCAAAGCAAGUGUCGAUUAGAGAGAGCUCAGGCACUGGAGCAGGCAAAGAAGCCCCAGGAAGCAGUCUUCAUCCCAGAAUGCAAUGAGGACGGAUCAUUCACACAGGUGCAGUGCCAUACCUACACUGGAUACUGCUGGUGUGUGACACCUGAUGGCAAGCCUAUUAGCGGCUCUUCCGUACAGAACAAAACUCCUGUAUGUUCAGGUUCUGUAACUGAUAAACCAUCAAGCCAGGGUAAUUCUGGGAGGAAAGUUUCUUUUCGAUUCUUUUUAACCCUCAAUUCAGAUGACGGUUCGAAGCCAACACCUACCAUGGAAACCCAGCCGAUUUUUGAUGGAGAAGAAAUCACAGCACCCACCCUUUGGAUUAAGCACUUGGUCAUCAAAGAUUCCAAAUUGAACAGCUCCAAUAUAAGGAAUUCAGAGAAAGUUCACUCCUGUGACCAGGAAAGGCAGAGCGCCCUGGAGGAGGCCAGGCAGAACCCCCGCGAGGGUAUCGUCAUCCCUGAGUGUGCACCUGGAGGGCUCUACAAACCAGUGCAGUGCCACCAAUCGACUGGUUACUGCUGGUGUGUCCUGGUGGACACGGGACGUCCCCUGCCUGGCACUUCCACGCGCUACGAGACCCCAGUGUGUGAAAGCGAUGCCAGAUCAAAGAGCACAGAGAUUGAUGAUCCAUUCAAGGACAGAGAACUUCCAGGCUGCCCAGAAGGGAAGAAAGUGGAAUUUAUUACCAGCUUACUUGAUGCUCUGACUACGGACAUGGUACAAGCUAUUAACUCGGCAGCACCUACUGGGGGUGGGAGGUUCUCCGAGCCAGACCCCAGCCACACGCUGGAGGAGCGAGUGGUACACUGGUACUUCAGUCAGCUGGACAACAACAGCAGCAAUGACAUCAACAAGCGGGAGCUGAAGCCUUUUAAGCGUUAUGUGAAGAAGAAAGCCAAGCCCAAGAAAUGUGCCCGACGUUUCACUGACUACUGUGACCUCAACAAGGACAAGUCAAUCUCACUUCAGGAACUGAAAGGGUGCUUAGGAGUCAGCAAGGAAGGAGGUAGCCUGAGCAGUUUCCCCAGUGGAAAAAGACAAGGCCUUAACCCUUUCAUAGGUCGCCUGGUGUAGCAGCAGAAGACAGGAAGGGAAGGCAGGAGCCGACCCAAAGGAAACAAAGAUCCAGCAAUAGACGGACAGACACCUUGCUGCUUGCAAGCAAGCAUGCAGCAUCAGCAACAUCCAGCGUAGCAGAAGUGGCACCCAGAACGUUUGCACUUUUUAAUAAUUGGUUUGGGUUUGUUUUUAAUUGCUUUUCAAUGCCAUUAUCUAAUAUUUUGGAGAGUGGGGGGAAGCAGAAUCGUGUGUUUUUAAAAUUGGAACAGCUACUGAUGCCGUAAAAUUGAGUUCACUGGGACUCAAAGAAAGAAUUUUAUAUACUGUAUAUAAAUAUAUAUGUAAAUUGUACAGUUGUCUUGUACAGGGGUUGGAGUCACUGUUCCGUUCCUUCCUUUGCUUUUGAAGGCUGUUAGGGUUAGAGGGAGACUUUGCAUGUAAUGGAUUACAGUACUGCAUUCAUUUCUGCCACCAAACCAUCAUUCAGUUGCAAACCUUAACACCCACAUGCAAAAAGGAGCAAGUGUGUCAGCAUGGCAUGUGGUUACAGAUGUGCAUGAAGUGCCCAGGUACUAAGUGCUUCCUGGGAGCAGCUGAAUCCUUCUUUUCUUACUGUAAAGCCCUGUGCAACUCACAAGCAAUUGGGCUUUUGAGACAGCACAGAUUUCGCCUAAGUAUUGGUGUGCUGCUUAACAUAGGGAUAAAAAGGGGUUAUAUUAAGGACAUACAAAAGUAGUUUCUGCACCUGUUGCAAGAAGUGAAUUGCUAGUGCAUUACUAUCCAGGCUCAGAAGACAUGCUCAGCAAGGAUGUACCAUGCCUUGGGGUUCUAACACUGUAGGAGGAAGUAGGAGCCAUAGGCCUAGUAGAGUCAGUGGAGUGAAGUCUUGCAUCUUCCUCUGUCAAAGUAUUCAUCUGUAUCUUGUACAACAAUAAAAAUAUGCGAGGCCUGCUAAAAGCAGCAUUAGCUUUCCUGUUGCUUUGCUGACAGUGCAGAAAGACGCAAUCAUGCUGCUGGUCUCCAAGAGUCUGGUUUACUUAAUGUUUCAAUACUACAGCUUGGGCUAUGCUCAUUAGUGAAGACCUGUCUGCAAUGACUAUCCUUGUCUUUGGUGGUUAUGAAUCCCAAGCUCCUCUCCUGCAUAGUGGUGUGCCUGCCUAGCUUAGAAUGUCCACUUCAGCCUGUGCACUGUUACCAGUGCCUCCCAAGUUAUCACACCCCAGUGUCACAAAAAUAGUGAAGACUUGAAUUGAGGAGCCUGGUGUUCUGGGAAGCCACAGGGUCUAUUUCAACUACCAGCAGUUUUUCCAAAGUAGUUUCUUACUUAAUCUCAGAUACAAUUGUAAAGUCAGCAGUAAGACAGGGACACCGGUAUUGGCAGUCCUAGGUUUGGACAGAGUGUGAUGGGCCACAGUGUUUUAUUUUGUGCAUUUCCAACCACUGGCAGCACUUGCCUGUUCAUAAGAAAUGUUCUGAGCAGCCUCCCGCUUCAGGCCUAGUGGUCCUUGUGCCUCUCAUCUCUGUAAUCAGAGAUGAUGACAUGCCAUGCUAAUAUGAGAUCAUACCAACAAUUUCUUGUAAUAGCAUUGCAUUACUGUAGAGAGACUGGGCUUGUUCCUUGAGGUUUUGUUGCUUUGGUAAAAGAUGUUGUACCACAGCAUCUUCACUCUGGCAUGAUAUCAUGAUGAUAGCAUGACAUAAAUGCAUCACAGCAGGAGUGUCCUGAUGCAGUAAGUUAAUGCCUUGUUGACAAACCAGAAAGUUUAAAAAUCAGAAAAACUAAACAAAAAAUCUUUCAAUAAGUAACUACUUAGUGAUAGCUCUUCAUUUAGGAAGCAGAUUUGAGCUAAAUAAAGCAUUUGGCAUGGUUGAAAACACCUCUGGUAAUCUCUGAAGUAUAUAUCACAACAACAGACUAUAAAGAAGUUAUCUUCUUAGCAAGAGCAGAUCCUGCUGCUGGAUCUUCAUGGUUUCUCGCAUACAAUGUAUGUGCUCUCUUGGCCUAUAAGAUCCUAUCUUCUUGAUUGCAUCUUCUCCUUUUAAAUGCCCAGGGCACAUCUUUUGUUUGUUGAAAUGAUUUGGUUUAUUAUAUAGUUAGAAAUGCCAGCGUCACUCAUUAAUCCUAUUGUAGGAAUAAAGAAUGAAUCCAACUGUAAAACAAACAAUACAAAACCCUCUCCUUUUUUAAUAUGCUAGUUUGAAGAAUUAAAAGCUGUGGCUGCUG